Molecule: messenger RNA, 309 nt
Organism: Penicillium mononematosum
Lineage: Eukaryota; Fungi; Ascomycota; Eurotiomycetes; Eurotiales; Aspergillaceae
Exons: 1
Coding region: 1-309 (102 amino acids)
Source: RefSeq, a predicted model, not a curated record
AUGGCAGCCAAGGAAGACCCAGCCGUUGAGACGGCUGGGACCAUGAAAGAGCCUGCGACCGAGUCGGAGCCUUUUGACAAUGCUGCCAGCGAAGUCUCGCUGCAUGGUGCGGUCUACUUGAAAGUCUGCAGCUGGUACGCCUCGCCUCUAUUCCAGCUGGUUUUGGUUGCUCUCAUCUGCUUUCUUUGCCCUGGCAUGUUCAAUGCCCUGAGCGGUAUGGGAGGAAGUGGAAUGACAGAUGCAACGUUGGUGGACAAAAUGGUAAAAGAACAGCACGUUCUCAAUUUCGGUGAACUACAGCCAUACUAA